UCUAUAUUUUUGUACCACUUGCGCCCACCGUCCAAGUCGGACUUCUGUUACGGCCAAACAUAUAUUUUAUACGGGCGUCUUCCUCGUAUUUCAUUCUCUUGCCCAGUUCCUCCCGCCUGCGUCAUUCCUCCUCAAACUCCGCAUUUUAUCCGUGUACUCUCCGCCCCUUACUGUUUGUGACAAGCAGAGGGGGGAAGUAGUUUAGGAAGUCACGUGCUCAGACUCGCCAAUGCCAGCGAAGCAAUUGGUAUCUCAGACUAAACACAUCGCUUGUGGCUAGUUAUGAAGAUGGCUGGGGUCGGGAGUUAGUGGCGGAGCAAUAGGGAUACCGUUAUAUCCUACACUGGAAGGAAAGAACAAAGUGUGAAGAACCAAAGGACCUGGACUGUGGAAGAUGAUGAUGAGAAUGAAGAUUAUUUUUUUCUAUUUGAUUUCUUCUGUUAUCUUGAUUGUUCAGCAAGCUGAACUAGUAAAUGUAUGUGGUCGCAUAUUUCCGGACUCCGGUGUUGUGCAUCGCGAAAGGCCAUUCACAGCGAUCUGUGUCAUUAAUGAGACUUGUCUCGGAGAAGAUGCCCAGAGAGUAUAUUGGAAUGUUAGAGGUGUUAAGGUACCAGAAACGCAGUACACGCUCUUAAACCGUACAGCUUCAAGUGUGACCUUUGAGAACCUGACCACGCUGAGCAGUCCUCUGACCUGUAAUGUCUUGGCAUCUGGACAUGUUCCAAAUACACUGCAUGGAAUUUUCUUUACGUUGGGCUUGCCUCCAGAUAAGCCCACAAACCUGACCUGCAUUGUGUAUAACCAAGACAACCUGACCUGCACUUGGGACCCUGGAAGGCCUACAGAUCUCAUCACAAAUUACACUCUGUCACACAAAUGGAAGCCCUUGGCACUGACUGCGGAGAGGGGCUCUGAAUUGGUGCAAAACAAGGUUAUGAGCUUGCCUGCUGCUAGGGCCAGAGGGAGGAAAUGGACUCUCCCCAAACAUGGGUAUACAAAUUCUGAAGGAGACCAGAUGUUCAGGGCAAACCUCCCGAAAUAUUACUGCAAAGGAACCAAUCGUUCGUGUUCAAUCUUUUAUCCAGAAUUUCAGUUCUUUGUUGAUACUACAUUGCAAGUGGAAGUGAAAAAUGAGCUUGGAAGUCAAGAAUCCGACACGCUAACGGUAGAUCCUGUCAAUAUAGUCAAACCUAAUCCUCCUGAAGUCAGUGAUCUGAUCUCAGCCGUGGAAUUACCAAAUGCACUAAAAAUAAAGUGGAGGAAUCCGUUGCUGAAUGCUUUUACACUGAAAUACAACAUCCGAUAUCGGCCUGUGAAAAACCAGGAUUGGGAGAUGGUACCAGAGGAAGACACUGCAUCCCACAGGGAUUCAUUCACCUUGCAAGACCUGCUGCCCUAUACAGAAUAUGAGGUUUCAAUACGCUGCAUAAAGGAAGAUGGCCGUGGAUUUUGGAGCGACUGGAGCGAAGUAAAGAAACAAGUGACCCCAGAAGCUCAACCAUCCAGAGGACCAGAUGUAUGGAAGAAAAUUGAAAGCCCCGAUGCUAAUGGAAAUAGAGAAGUUAUGAUAAUGUGGAAGAAUUUAAGUGACUCUGUAGCCAAUGGCAAGAUUUUGCUGUACGGUGUAACCUUUCAGAGCGGAUCACAGUCUACGACUUUCAAUGUGACCACAACAAGCUACAAGAAAACAUUAUCAAAGGAUCUCUAUUCUGUCAGUGUCACGGCUUACAACGGCAGAUUUGCUUCUCCUCCAUCAAAAUUAAAUAUCCCCCGUUCUGGUAACUGUCCAGUGCUCGAUCAGGAGUUCAGAGUUAAAACCUUUCCCAAGGAGGAGAAGCUAUGGGUGGAGUGGACUCCUCCAAAUAAAUCGUUGGACGGCUACAUCAUAGAGUGGUGCAAUAAAUAUGCCCAAGAAGGCUGCAUUAGUGAUUGGCAGCGUGAGACACGCAAUGUAAAUGGUACAUUUUUGAGAGGAGAACUGGAGCCCCUUAAAUGUUAUUUGAUCAAAGUGUACCGACUCUAUAAGGAUGGCUGUGAAAGUGUAAGAAGUGAGGAGGCCUAUCUUCAGCAAGGAACUCCUUUGGUAGGUCCUAAUAUCCAUACAAAACAAGUGGAGAAAUACAGGGCCAUCUUGCAGUGGACUCCGGUUCCAUUUGAUAAACGGAAUGGAUUCAUCAGGAAUUACACAAUAACAUACAAAUCAAGCCAUGGGAAUGCGUCUACUGUGGUAAUAGAUCCUACAGAUACUGAAUAUACUCUGUCCAAGCUAGAAGGAAACACACUGUACUCUGUACAUAUGGUGGCUUACACAGAAGAAGGAGGAAAGGACGGACCCAUCUUUACAUUCACAACCCUGAAAUUUGCCAACGGAGAAGUUGAAGCUAUUGUGGUAUCCUGCUGUGUAGCUUUCUUUAUACUGGUGAUUAUUGGAGUCAUGCUGUGUUUCAACAAGAGAGAUCUGAUCAAAAAGCACAUUUGGCCCAAUGUUCCAGAUCCUUCAAAGAGUAACAUUGCUCAGUGGUCCCCUCAGACACCAAGCAGGCACGAUUUUAAUACAAAAGGCCACCCAUUUCAAGAUGGCAGCUUUACGGACGUGAGCGUGGUCGAGAUAACGGCAGAGCACCAGAAGUCUGAGCAGGAUAUUAAGUCCAUGGAUCCGCUGAAAAAGAACACGUCCGAGGGUUCAAGCAGUGGAAUCGGAGGCUCUUCGUGUUUGUCGUCCCCGCGACUCAGCAUUUCCGACUGUGACGAGGUGGAAUCUGCCCAAACCACUUCCAGCACCGUCCAGUAUUCCACCGUUAUAAUCAGCGGAUACCGAGAUCAGCAGCCCAGCGCAGUUGCUCCGCAUGUAUUCUCAAGAUCCGAGUCAACACAGCCGCUGCUCGAUUGUGAGGAGAGGCCCGAAGAGCCGCCCCCCGGAGAUAAAGAAGGGGAACCGCAGGGGGGCAACCAGUAUUUUAAACAGAAUUGUGGUCUGGAAGAUUUUACUAACAAAUUGCAGCAGGAAGAGCCCAGCCAUAUUCAGGAGCAGUUAUCUGCCCCCGACCAGCAUUUUGGGGAACAAGAAAGGGAUUUCCCUUUAGGACAAAAUGGCCAGUCAGCUGAUUCUCAGUUGGACACAAACAGCGGAGAAUGUAAAAGUUAUUUACCACAAACAGCAAAGAGUGGAGGUUACAUGCCACAGUAGAUACCUUUUCACCUCACUUUAAUCUUAUUACAUAAAUGUUCUGGGAGAGACCUGUCCAGUGUCAUUAUACAAAGAAAUGUAUGGACUGUACACUGCACAGGCUACAGACUAAUCUAUUUACAUUUAGCAAUGCAACAACCAGACUUCAAUGUACCACAAUCUGAAUGUGCCUAUAGUCCUAAGCCAGAGAGCUGUGGGUAUUGUGUUAUCAGAACACUGAAAUAUCUGUCUAUACCUGGCUUAGCCCCGUGUCUUCUCCUGUAAUACCCUAUGUGCUGUGUGCAGCAUCACCUCUAUCUAAAUGGCUCAAAAAGCAAAUUAUUUAGGAAUGAAUGACACCACCAAACUGGAGCUACAUCUCCAUGUACCAUAUGUCUUUAUUAACCAAAGAGAUCAGAAUACAAAAAACAGGGUACUAGACAAGAGUCAAAGAAUCGGGAGAAGCAGUAAAGGAAGCUAAAUGGAUUUUGUCAUGAUUUUUAUGGUGUCGUUUUUAUUUCUAAAUUACACUGCAAAUUUUCCAAGUUGUAA
Messenger RNA from Xenopus laevis (African clawed frog), 3718 nucleotides. It is a transcript of the gene il6st.L, whose product is annotated as interleukin 6 cytokine family signal transducer L homeolog. NCBI's taxonomy places the organism in Eukaryota, Metazoa, Chordata, Amphibia, Anura, Pipidae. Gene Ontology annotation, cellular component: plasma membrane; membrane. Gene Ontology annotation, biological process: interleukin-6-mediated signaling pathway. The record is from RefSeq and is a predicted model, not a curated record. The coding region runs from base 395 to 3187 and encodes 930 amino acids. Gene Ontology annotation, molecular function: cytokine receptor activity. The transcript has 17 exons.